UUACAAAUCCACCCAUGUUAACAUUUUUUUUAAACUAGAUAUUUGCUAGCAUUUGCAGCUGAGGACUAAAAGUACAUUGUAGUAUCUUACACUCCUUUAAACAAAGGCAAAUGUGGUUCUCAAAACAUAACUAUUAUAAUUCCACGCUUAGCAUGUAAAGCUUGUAGUUAAUGCUUUGUAUAAUACACUGUAAUUAAGAUAUGAAUAUGGGUGAAAGUAAUAGGAGAAGAAAUUUUUUUUUGCCAAGGUAUUUAACUGUAUAUCUGGUCUCACUAAAAACUCUGUUUUGGACAGAGAAGAAAGGAGUCUUCCAUUCAGCUCAGUGAAUGUGAGCUCACCAAACCUGUCUGAAACUUGCCAGGUUUCUCUUCUGAGGCAGACAACUUAGAGCAUGUGUGGUGUGAAAAUGAAACUAGUUCCUCUCCAGUUUUAGCUCUGUGUAGAGCCAUGUGUUUAAAGAAGGAAGAUUGCAAGAAGUCAUUGAAAACCUUCUCUCCCUGGAAAAACAAACACGGACGGCUUCUGACAUGGUCUCCACAUCCCGAAUCUUAGUUGCCAUAGUGAAAAUGUGUUAUGAAGCUAAAGACUGGGAUGCUCUUAAUGAAAAUAUUAUUCUUCUAUCAAAGAGAAGAAGUCAGUUAAAACAGGCAGUUGCUAAAAUGGUCCAGCAGUGCUGCACUUACGUUGAAGAAAUUACAGAUUUACCAGUCAAGCUGCGCUUAAUCGACACAUUGCGUAUGGUUACAGAAGGAAAAAUCUACGUGGAAAUCGAACGUGCUCGCCUGACAAAGACACUUGCAACAAUAAAGGAGCAGAACGGGGAGGUGAAGGAGGCUGCCUCGAUUCUGCAGGAGCUACAGGUGGAAACCUACGGUUCAAUGGAAAAGAAAGAACGUGUAGAAUUUAUCUUGGAGCAGAUGAGACUCUGUCUAGCUGUGAAAGACUAUAUUCGGACUCAAAUUAUCAGCAAAAAAAUUAAUACAAAAUUUUUUCAAGAAGAAAACACAGAAAAACUAAAGUUGAAAUACUACAACUUAAUGAUCCAGCUGGAUCAACAUGAAGGCUCCUACCUCUCGAUCUGUAAGCACUACAGAGCCAUUUAUGACACUCCCUGUAUCCAAGCUGAAAGUGAAAAGUGGCAACAGGCACUGAAGAGCGUUGUUCUUUAUGUUAUUCUUUCACCUUAUGACAAUGAACAGUCUGAUUUGGUGCACAGAAUUAGUAGUGACAAAAAGCUAGAAGAAAUUCCCAAGUAUAAAGAUCUCCUAAAACUAUUUACCACCAUGGAACUGAUGAGGUGGAGUGCCCUAGUUGAAGAAUAUGGGAAGGAGUUGAGAGAAGGAUCCCUUGACAGUCCUGCAACAGAUGUUUUUGGCUGUACAGAGGAAGGUGAAAAGAGAUGGAAAGAUUUAAAGAACAGAGUUGUGGAACAUAAUAUUAGAAUAAUGGCUAAAUAUUAUACCAGAAUUACAAUGAAGAGAAUGGCACAACUCCUGGAUCUGUCCAUUGAUGAAUCGGAGGAGUUCUUGUCUAACCUAGUAGUUAAUAAAACCAUCUUUGCUAAAGUAGACAGGCUGGCAGGAAUUAUCAAUUUCCAGAGGCCUAAGGACCCAAACAAUAUACUCAAUGACUGGUCUCACAAGCUCAACUCCCUCAUGGCCCUAGUUAACAAAACCACACAUCUCAUUGCCAAAGAAGAGAUGAUCCAUAACCUGCAGUAAGGUGCCUCAAUAAUCUCAGUGCUUUUAAAGAAGGCAUUAAAUCUUCAUAAUAGAGACUAUUAUUACAAGUGUGUAUAUGGUUUGUUUUCUCCCUGCCAAGCCUUCCUGGUCUAAAAUUUAGAACAUAAUUCUGAAAUUCCUGUUGACAAUUAAAUUCCCUUGAUUAUUCAUUCAGUUGUUAAAUGUUUUUGCUACAAUUGGUGAAAGAACAGAAUAAAACUGUAUUGCCU
Molecule: messenger RNA, 1951 nt
Organism: Cinclus cinclus
Lineage: Eukaryota; Metazoa; Chordata; Aves; Passeriformes; Cinclidae
Gene: PSMD12
Product: proteasome 26S subunit, non-ATPase 12
Exons: 11
Coding region: 528-1721 (397 amino acids)
Cellular component (GO): cytoplasm; nuclear proteasome complex; proteasome regulatory particle, lid subcomplex
Source: RefSeq, a predicted model, not a curated record